This is a messenger RNA of Colletotrichum acutatum, 548 nucleotides long. RefSeq lists its product as uncharacterized. NCBI's taxonomy places the organism in Eukaryota, Fungi, Ascomycota, Sordariomycetes, Glomerellales, Glomerellaceae. The transcript has a single exon. Bases 49 to 246 code for a protein of 65 amino acids. The record is from RefSeq and is a predicted model, not a curated record.
CUCCGCAUACCAAUAGACAACUUACCUGGCUACUUCCCGCACAAGUCCAUGUUGAAACAAACUACACCUAGGAGAUCAACUCCUCCCGUUUCCAAGCCCGUCAAGAAAGGAAACGAAGGCGCCAAUAGAAGAAGAGACUUGCCAGAUGAACCGCUCAAGCGCCGAAACGUCCAGCUCUCCCACCUACCUGCUCCUCCAAACCCUCCGGCUCUGAGUCAAGCCUUUCCUUCCUUGGUAUCAGAAUAAACGGGGUCUCACGACCAAACACUCAUCUCUACCAAGCCUCAGCGUUUGAUUCACAGAACCCACUGGCGUCUUGGACCAUCCCUCUCUUCAGACACUGAAACGGAGAGCAGAAGAGAGGUCGGAAAAGAGGCAAAACAUCCCACUCGCACCGCCUCCCGUCGGAAAGGUUCGAAUAGUGAUGGGAGUUGUCUCACAGAGGAGGGGACGAAAGACCCAAGGCUGAAUCGUGUGUAGAGAAAGAAAGAGCUCGGUUCUCUCUCUGCGCCCCAGAAUGCGGGAGGGGUGGCCAAGAAUAGGCAAAG